AUGGCAACUCCUAUCACUGGUUUCCGUUUGGUAAAUGGCAGCACCUUGCCAGCUAUUGGCCUAGGAACCUUUCAAGGCGAUGAUGGAAAUGAAAAAGUAAAGAACAUCGUGAAGGCGGCGAUCCAGGCUGGAUAUCGUCAUAUCGAUGGCGCAACGGCUUAUGGCAAUGAAAAGGCUAUUGGAGAUGCUAUUAAAGAAAGCAGUAUCUCGAGAGAUGAGUUGUUUGUCACCACUAAAUUAGCUCAAUCCUGGCAUGAGCCUAAAGACGUCGAGCGUGCGUUAGAUUUGAGUUUGAAAGCUCUUGGCUUGGAAUAUGUUGAUUUAUAUCUUAUGCAUUUCCCCCAUGCCUACCUUCCAGGCCCAAAUAACGGUACGAUCCGACAUCCCAGCGGCAACGGAAAGCCAGUAAUUGAUUAUGAACGAUCUCGCAAGUACACAGAAACUUGGCAAGCAAUGGAGAAGCUAGUGGAUAGUGGUAAAGCGAAAGCCAUCGGGUUAUCCAAUUUCAAUAUCCUCAAGACUAAACGGAUCUUGGAGGUUGCGAGAAUUCGUCCCGCGGUUAGCCAAGUCGAGGCGCAUCCUUACUUCCCCCAGCAUGAGCUGCUUGAGUUUUGCAAGAAAGAGCACAUCCAUCUCAUGGCCCAUCAGCCGCUAGGAGGAAAACCUGUUGGAGUGGUGGCUCCCCAUGCCGAUAUCCCUGGACCUCUUUUUGAUACAAAGAUUGCUCAGAUUGCCGAUCAAACUGAUAUGACCCCGGCACAGGUCAUUUUAUCCUGGGCGGUCCAGCGUGGCACUUCGGUAAUUCCAAAGACUUCUAAUGAGAGCCGGCUCUCUGAGAACCUCAGGAUUGCGCCAUUAAGUGAGGAACACUUUGCGAUCAUUGAUGAUUUGGCGACAACCAUUGAGAGUGGACCUGUGAGAUAUUUAGACCCAAGCAAACAUUUGGGUUUUAAUAUUUUUGACGAGGAACUCGAUGAGCCGGUAGAAAAUCAAGCUCCUUGGGAUUAA
Messenger RNA from Botrytis deweyae, 1008 nucleotides. RefSeq lists its product as uncharacterized. Gene Ontology annotation, cellular component: cytosol. The record is from RefSeq and is a predicted model, not a curated record. Bases 1 to 1008 code for a protein of 335 amino acids. Gene Ontology annotation, molecular function: aldose reductase (NADPH) activity. NCBI's taxonomy places the organism in Eukaryota, Fungi, Ascomycota, Leotiomycetes, Helotiales, Sclerotiniaceae. The transcript has 8 exons.